AUGACUAAUUCUUUUAAUUUUCCAUCUUUAUUUUGGGAAACAAAAGUUUUGCCAUUAUUUCCAGACGAUCGAUUCAAAACUUUGAACAUCAACUUCAAUUAUAAUACCAAACACUUUAGAAUACAACAACCAAUAGUAAAUAAAAGUAGAUUGUGGAUAUCUGCAAAAUAUAAUUGCAGUUUAAAUAAAGUUAUGAGAAUUUAUCCAUUUAUAGAGAAACCUAAAAAACAAAUAAAAAAAUAUUUGAUAUUACCGCGUAUUCCCGCUGAAUGGAUAUUCCUAUGUUGGGAAAAUCUCGCAACUAAGGCUGCAUUUACUAUUCGAAUCAAGCAUACCAGUAGUGAAACAGCGCUUUCAAAUAUACGUGAUAAACUAGUAGAAAAAUCUCAAGGUUAUACAUAUACUUUAUUCCAUACACCUUUAAUAUCCACUCGUGCCGUAGCAACAGUAGUCGUACCUUCUGAAUGUACCAACUUUACUCUCAAAUCAGAUACACUUAUCAUACACAGCAAAUUACAAGUGAAAAACGACAUUUCAUACGCACGACGUCUUAUACGUCACAUUACGUUUUUUAGUAGACUCAAGAGAAGGGAUGUUACCCCAAUCUCACACGUGCAGUAUAUAGCACUUUCAACAAACUACAGCUACGAAACUAUAGUAGCUACUGGACUUGUCCUUUUCAGAGACGCUGAUAUUGCAUACAAUAAAAAAAUUGAUUCGUUUAGAAGAAAAAUAGAAGUAACAUGUUUGGUUGCACGCAGUGUGAUACAAGAAGCAUUCAGUAAUUGGUUAAUUACACUUAAACAGUUUGAUUCUUGGUUUAUCGACGGAUUUUUGACAUUUUACGGAGUUUAUCUAGUCGAUCAGAUUUACAGUGAGACUUUACUGAUGUCGAUUGUGGUUCAGACACGACGAAUGGUUUUUGAAUAUACACAAGCUUUUAUUGAAUAUGAUUUACCACUACAAGAAAAUCGAUUUUUUCACAACAAAACUUUUAGUAAAAUGUGGAGAGAAAAAACAUUCACUAUUUUCUAUAUGAUUAAUAGCUUAUUCCGUAAUCAAGAUGUACUAUACAACUUUAUUUUUGAUAACGCGAUAAAGUUAUAUAACACUAGUACAUCCAGUGAGACAUAUAAUCUUCAGUCUAUUCUCGAGAAUGUAUGGAGCGAUUUAAUGUUUGUGCCGGCCAUAAUUGAAAACAUCCGAUUAAAGAAUGAAGAUAUAAAAAAUGUGAUAACUACAUGGAUAGAACAAACUGGCUAUCCCCUGGUACAAGUAAACCGGGACAAUGAUACACAAUCUCUAGAAAUUAUAGUUCAAGAUUGUGUUGCAGUUAAACAAAAGAAUCUGUGUGCACAUAAAUGGUGGAUACCUGUAACCUAUGUAACAAUAUCAAAGAAUGUGUCUACUUCGAAGCAUUAUAAAUAUAUAGAACCAAACGGAAUAAGUAUCUUUGUUCCGUAUAUUAAGGAAGAUGAUUUUAUCAUAAUCACAGCGCACAAUGGAUAUCGCGUCAACUAUGAUCGUAAAUCUUGGGAAAAUAUUGCCCUCUUUUUGAAAAGUGAAAAGUCUAAGACUUCGGAAGCGUAUAAAUUAUCUGACGUCUCUUUAGCACAAAUUCUCGACGAUGCUUUUUAUUUUUUAAUACAAAAUACACAGUAUAACGUAUAUGCUGGAAAAAGGAAUAACAUAGACAUUUUUUUCAAUCUUGCAAGCAAUAUAGUUUACAUACGAAAGACGUACAUAACUUGGUAUCCUGUACUUACUGCUCUUCAGUAUAUAUCAAAGAUUUUUCCGUAUCCAGAAAGUGCAACUAUUAAGAGUAAAGUCCUAGACAUAUUGAAUAGUUUUCUGGAAGAUAUAUCACAUAAAAAUGUUUCCGAGAAUACUGUCAGUAAUCAAGUAUAUCACGAAGUUUUAAGAUGGACAUGCAUUCUUGGUGGCUUAAAGUGCAAAGAACAUGUCAAUGCUAUAUUACAGUGGCAUUUAGAAAAUCCUGUACAUCACAGACUUUUGCCAAGUUGGCAGAAAUGGAUAUACUGCCAAGGUUUAAUUUUAGAAAAUGCUACUUAUACGUUUGAUUUGUGGCAAAACAUAGAAAAAAUAUAUGUAACCCAGCGUAACUUAGGAGAAAUGUUUGAAUUGUCACUUUGUUCUGGGCAUAAUAGUUUGCAAUCUUUACGUUUUGUUAAUCUACAAAACAAAAGGACGUCUAUUAAUAUUUUACUCGAUAGUAUAGCAAAAUAUUCAAAAGAUGUUACAUUGUUGAAAAGUAUAAUACACAAAAUAAGAAACGUUGCAAGACAAUCUAUCACAGACAAUCUAUUUGCACUGGUCACUUUUAUUAUUAACAACACUUAUUCAAAAGAAAAUCUUGAAAAGAUUAUAGUUUUGUAUUUUGAAGAACUGAGUAACAUGCCUAUAAUUAUGGAGAAGACUUAUGCAAAAGUAUGA
Pseudomyrmex gracilis is the source of this 2454-nucleotide messenger RNA. RefSeq names its product aminopeptidase N-like. Lineage: Eukaryota; Metazoa; Arthropoda; Insecta; Hymenoptera; Formicidae. Gene Ontology annotation, biological process: peptide catabolic process; proteolysis. The transcript is spliced from 12 exons. Gene Ontology annotation, cellular component: cytoplasm. The record is from RefSeq and is a predicted model, not a curated record. Gene Ontology annotation, molecular function: metalloaminopeptidase activity; peptide binding; zinc ion binding. Bases 1 to 2454 code for a protein of 817 amino acids.